Messenger RNA from Stegostoma tigrinum, 9087 nucleotides. RefSeq names its product adhesion G protein-coupled receptor B2. The transcript has 34 exons. Gene Ontology annotation, cellular component: plasma membrane. NCBI's taxonomy places the organism in Eukaryota, Metazoa, Chordata, Chondrichthyes, Orectolobiformes, Stegostomatidae. The coding region runs from base 652 to 5202 and encodes 1516 amino acids. Gene Ontology annotation, biological process: negative regulation of angiogenesis; peripheral nervous system development; cell surface receptor signaling pathway. Gene Ontology annotation, molecular function: G protein-coupled receptor activity. The record is from RefSeq and is a predicted model, not a curated record.
UUUCAGUAGCAGCGGCGUGGCGGUGACAGCAGUAUGUGCGAUCUCUGUGAGAAUCAGAGCGGGAGAGAGACAACUGCCAUAGGAAGCAGUGCAACCCAAUUCGGCCAUCCUGACUGGCUCCAGGUGCUUUAAACCGCUUUCUCGCUGGCCAAAGGAGAAAUAGUGACACAACUGUGGCGGAAUAUAUAUGUAGAUAUAUAUGUAUAUAAUAUAUACAUAAAUAAACGAAGAGGCUGGAGAGCUGCAGACUCGGGGAUGGAAAACUUCUUUCGGACAAAGUCAAUUGCAGAAGCAUCAAACUCUUGCUAGCAUCGCAAAGCAGAAGACACCAGCAGCGUACCAGAACUUCGAGAGUUGAGGGUCAGAGAUGAAUGUAGUGGCCGUCACGAAAGAGGAGGUGCUGGGGAAGCAGAUAAAUCACUUGGACCAGAUGGACUACACCCCAGAAUUCUGAAGGAGACAGUGAAGGAGAUUUGUACAGUCAGACGACUGGAAAAUGGCUAAUGUAACACCUCUGUUUAAGAAGGGAGGGAGGGCACAAUGUUGGAAACUAUAGACCAAUGACCUGACCUCAGUUGUUGAUUUGAAGUCUGCAACCAGUCUUUCUCCGUGUGUCUCCAGUGCUGCUGGAACAAGGACACAUGACAUAGGAUGACCACUGCUCAUCACCUGAUAUCAUCUGUGUUGUUGUCCCUUGCUCUGCUUACUUUUGGGUUUGAAGUCAGUGAGAACAUAUGUUCUACGUUAGUUUCUGGAGUUCUGCACAGGUCAUUCUCACUACACGACAUAUUUCCUGAAACCUUUUCUGGCUGCUCUUGGACUAUUGAAAAUCCAGAUCCAACAAAAUAUUCAAUUUACUUAAAAUUUCAUAAAGUAAAGCAGAUUUGCUCCCAUACCUCUCUGAUGGUACUGCAGUUGGAUCACUACAUUCCGAACCAGACCUGUAGCACGUUGGAUUAUAUUGAUUAUGAUGCAGUUAACUUGUGUGAAACAAGGAAUUUGUUUACAUUUUUACAGUUUGAUAAAGAUUUUGUACAAUUUUGCCUGACUUCCGAAUCAGUUUUGACUGAACAUCUAGGGAAAAAUGCAAUGGAAUUUCAAAUCUUGGAGGUUAUUUUACUCAAUAAUGAGAAUUCUAGCCAGUUUGGCUGUGGAAUAUUGUGUCAUUGGUUUGAAAGCUGCCUGAGCAAGAGAAAUCAUUACGAAUCAUGCGGAAUUAAUUACUCAGGGUGUCCAUGCCCGGACAUGCGCGAAAAUGAGUCUGACUCAUCCACGGUACUGCCUUUCGUCGAGAGUGAAUUCAUAGCAUCAAAAUUACAUUCCAGAAAUGUAGAUGAUUUUAAUGUUGAAAAAGGUUCAGCAAAAGCUGGAAGUGACAUUAAGAAAGAACGGAAAAUUAGAAGGCAGCAUCCGAGAUCAGCUGAUGACUCUGGAACAUUUAUGGCACAAAUUGGAGAUCCUGCUGCUGAAGAGUGGUCUCAAUGGAGUGUAUGCUCACUCACAUGUGGUAUGGGAUCACAGGUGCGAACAAGAUCAUGUGUAGCAUCCCCCUAUGGAACUCUGUGCAGCGGUCCUCUAAGAGAAACACGUGUUUGCAAUAAUUCAGCUACAUGUCCAGUACAUGGUCUGUGGGAGGAAUGGUCGCCUUGGAGCUUGUGCUCAGUUACCUGUGGGAGAGGAUCGAGAACCAGAUCUCGGAUGUGCGUUGCUCCACAACAUGGAGGGAAAGCGUGUCAGGGUCCAGAGCUCCAAACCAAGCUCUGCAACAUUGCACUCUGCCCUGUUGAAGGACAGUGGCUGCACUGGGGACCAUGGAACAGAUGUUCAGUAACAUGUUCAAAUGGAACGCAACAAAGAACCCGCAAAUGCAUCUCAACCCAUGGUUGGACAGAGUGUAAAGGUCACAAGGCUGAGGCCCGGGAUUGCUUCAACCAAGAGUGCUCAAGUGAUGGCAAAUGGGGUCCAUGGAACCAUUGGAGUUUGUGUUCCAAAACAUGUGACAGUGGCUGGCAACGACGCCUUCGUAUGUGCAAGGGGACAAGUGUCAAAGGCUACCCAUGUGAAGGAUCAGGGGAAGAAGUCAGGACAUGCAAUCAUAAAAGAUGCCCGGCUCCCCAUGAGAUGUGUAGGGAUGACUACAUCAUGGCAAUGACCUGGAAGAGGACUGUAGCUGGGGAGCUGGUUUAUAAUAAGUGUCCUCCAAAUGCAACAGGUUCAGCCAGCCGCAGAUGUUUAUUAAAUUCUCAUGGAAUUGCAUUUUGGGGGCCACCAAGUUUUGCCAGAUGUGUCUCACAUGAUUACAGGCACUUGUAUGUAUCGAUCCGAGAGCACCUGGCUAAAGGACAGCGGACCUUGGCAGGAGAGGGCAUGAUACAAGUAAUAAGAACUAUGCUGGGUUUAAUAGCAAGAAAAAAUUUCUACAGUGGCGAUCUCUUGUUUUCUGCAGACAUACUACGGAACGUGACAGAUACAUUCAAGAGAGCCAGCUAUAUUCCUGCUUCUGGUGACAUACAAAAGUUCUUUCAGAUUGUCAGCUACAUGCUUGAAGCAGACAACAGAGCAAAAUGGGAAGAUGCACUUCAGGUUGCACCUGGAUCGAUCUACUUGAUGCGAGUAGUUGAAGAUUUUAUCCACAUUGUGGGUCAUGGGUUAAAGGUGUUUCAGAGUGCCCUUAUUGUGACAGAUAACCUUGUGACUAGUAUACAACGAGAGCCUGUAUCUGCUGUGUCAAGUGAUAUCAGCUUCCCAAUGAAAGGCAGAAGAGGAAUGAAAGAUUGGGCAAAAAAUUCAGAAGACAAACUUUAUAUUCCAAAAGAGGUGUUCACACGUUCUUCUUCAGAAACAGAUGACUCAACCUAUUAUGUGAUUGGAGCUGUGCUGUAUCGGACGCUGGGUCUCAUCUUACCUGUUACAAAAAAGUCAAUGGCAAUAAAUUCCAAAGUACUGACAGUAACAGUAAGACCACAGCCCAAGGCUUCCGAACCAAUUGUUGUAGAGUUGUCGCAUCUUAUUAAUGGAACAUCUGACUCACAUUGUGUUGUUUGGGAUGACUCCAAAAUAGAUUCUGGUCCAGGGAGCUGGGACCCUCAGGGAUGUGAAACGGUGCAAACACAAACAUCACACACGAAAUGUCUUUGUAAUCAACUGGCCACUAUCGCCAUCUUAGCCCAGAAGCCGAGAGAAUCCACCAUGGAAUUGACAGGAGUACCAUCUGUCCCACUGAUGAUUGGAUGUGGAAUUGCCUGUAUGGCUCUCUUAACAUUGCUUGCUGUAUAUGCUGCUUUUUGGAGAUUCAUAAAAUCAGAGCGAUCCAUUAUUCUGCUCAACUUUUGCCUGUCUAUAAUGGCAUCGAACAUCCUUAUUUUGGUUGGUCAAACACAGAUACACAGCAAGGGAGUGUGCAUGAUGACAGCAGCUUUUCUACAUUUCUUUUUCCUUUCAUCCUUCUGUUGGGUGUUGACAGAAGCCUGGCAAUCUUACCUUGCUGUUCUGGGGAAAAUUAGGACCAGGCUUAUAAGGAAACGGUUUCUCUGUCUUGGCUGGGGUUUACCCGCACUGAUUGUGGCCAUUUCUGUUGGAUUUACUAAAGCUAAAGGAUAUGGAACAGCUAAUUACUGUUGGUUAUCUUUGGAAGGAGGCCUCCUUUAUGCAUUUGUUGGACCAGCAGCAAUAAUUGUAUUGGUAAACAUGCUCAUUGGGAUUAUAGUAUUCAACAAACUCAUGUCCCGAGAUGGAAUUUCAGAUAAGUCCAAAAAGCAGAGAGCUGGUCAGGCAACUGAAGCCCGUAGCAGUUUGAUGCUCAAAUGUUCCAAGUGUGGAGUUGUUUCAACUACAGCAUUAUCUGCCACCAUCACCAGUAACGCCAUGGCAUCCCUGUGGAGCUCGUGUGUUGUUCUCCCAUUGCUGGCACUGACCUGGAUGUCAGCUGUUCUGGCGAUGACUGACAGGCGAUCGAUUUUGUUUCAAAUACUGUUUGCAGUUUUUGACUCCGUUCAAGGCUUUGUUAUUAUUACAGUCCACUGCUUUCUGAGGCGAGAGAUUCAAGAUGUUGUAAAAUGUCGGACAGGAAGCUGCAAAACUGAAGAGAAUGAAAACUCACCUGAUUCUUACAAAAAUGGUCAAGUCCAGAUUAUGACAGAUUUUGAAAAGGACGUGGACCUGGCCUGCCAGUCGGUGCUCUUCAAGGAGGUUAAUACUUGUAAUCCUGCAACUAUUACUGGAACACUGUCUCGUAUUUCAUUGGAUGAUGAGGAGGAUGAGAAGCUGAAUACAAACAGUGAGGGGAUGAACUUCACAACCCUUCCUGGCAAUAUUCCACCAGGAAAUGUCUUAGUUCAGUUGCCUCCCAUGCACCAGUUGCACAACAUGAUGUCUGGUAUGAAUGAACUUAAUGAGCAACCAGCCAAAAAAGAAACCAACAAUGAGUUGAGGGGAACACUAUAUCUGUGCACAGAGAAUACAUUGAAACCAGUGGAUGUGAAGUGGAGGCGAGCACAGGAGCAGCCAUUAGAAGGUGACUACAUGGUACUCCCAAGGCGCACAGUCAGCUUAAAGCCUUUCAUCAAAGAGGACAGCAAAUUAAACAUCAAUGUGGAUGACAACAGGCACAUAAUUGGCGGAAACCAGCCAAUCGAGUCAGAGGUUUAUCCUAACUUUGCAUCACUUGAUCAGAUCAAUAUUAACUUAAAUCAACCUUAUGGUACGCUUAAUCAUCCACGGAAUGUACCCAUCAAACAGCACCCUUCAGUGAGACACAUUCUAGCAUCUGAACUUGCUGACAGGAGCAGAACCAUGCCACGCAGCAAACCAAGUGCAACAAACUCCACGGGUUCCUUAGAAAGGAAAAGAGUGAGGUACUCCGAUCUUGAUUUUGAGAAAGUCAUGCACACAAGAAAACGUCAUUCAGAGCUCUAUCAUGAACUAAACCAGAAAUUCUACACCUUGGGCAGAUUCCGAGAUUCUGAAUCCUCAGGAUUUAAGCAAGAGAAGCAAUGUAGCAUUUCCCCAGCAGGAGCUGAAAAGAGCACUCUAGCUGAACAAACUGUACCCUUGGAGCAGUCUUGGGACAACUUCACGAGUCCACCAGCCAACACACUUCAUUUAGACAGUCAGGAAAAUUUGGAACUUCAUUCGCCGCAUUGGGAAACAUCUGCCACAAUUGCUUUGGAUACAUCUGAAGGAGACUUUCAAACCGAAGUUUGAAGGAGAUUCAGAGGUAAAAACAAACUGACAGAAGCAACAAAGUUCAAAUAUAUAUUUUCACACUGAUGCUUUGAGAAGAAUUUUCUUGUGUGUCAAAUUCCGGAAGAAAAGUCAAGUUCUUAUUUUCAACAUUUUCACUACAACUGAUUGAUGACACGGCAAGACUGAGUCUGUGAAACUAAGUUCCAGAUCUGUGUACUGAAGACCUUACUUCCUAGACGAUUUUCUUUUGAUGAGCUGUGUGGAAGCCACAACCAAGACGAAAAGGAUUCAGUCACCAUCUCUAGUUGACACAACUAAGUUUAAGAUGAAAUAAAUUUUUAGUGAGGCUCCAUCACUUUUGUCUCAACAUCUUAUUGAGAAAAGACAAUCAGGCAACAGUUAUUUUUAAAAAUACUUUUGUACAUGCUUUAUUGUUCUCUUUUGUGAAGACUGUGACUUAUGUCCUGAAUUUUGCAAUGGCUGCUCUUCCUGUAAUCUUUUCCUUUGCUUUUUGCUGUUCCCAACACCCAACAAUACUUUUUCAUCCAAGUUUGUUUGAAAAAGGCCCAAGGCAGUAAUUGUGUGAAGCCCAGUGCUCAAUAUGCGCUUUGUUAGAUGCAAGCACAGGCCAGAAUCAGAGUUUUGAUGAUAUAGUACUAGUUUUUGAUCAUAUUCAUGACUUGUGAGGUUUUUAAAUCAGAAAAAAAGCCUCACAAAACUACUCCAGCAAACAAUAAUAUUGAGAUAGCACCUGCAGGUGCAGAAUCAGUAAAAGCAGAAGAGUUCUUUUACCUAGCCUCCCCAUCAAUAAACUAUAGUAAUCAGAUGCAGUCUUGCUUGAUGCUGCUCUCUGCUGCCUUUAAUAACCAGCUGUAGAGCCAGAAUUCUACCUGCUGUUUUGUUUUUUUCUGCCUUCCAGUUAGAUUAUAAGGACUCCCAGUCAAGGUGCCUCUCUGAGGAGCCAACUCGAUAAUAAUCACUAAAACAUUUUUUUUAAAAACUGAUGUAUCACUUCAUGUUAGAAAUCUCACACUUUUGUUUUGAAACAAAUGCACUUUUAAUUUUCUGUAUGAGUCCUUCACUUUUAUAAAAAAACAAGUUAAUCCUCCACAGUGUUACUUGUGAGAAAUUGGGUUUUUAGGAGAGGGAGUGUUGAGCAGGCCUUCCCAAAGUGGAGGUCAGUUCCCCAAGUGGGGCUGCAAGCUGUCAUUCUAGGGUCAGAGGCUCUGAGGCAGCAGUGACAGCAAUGUUUUAUCUGGUCUCAGAUAUAACAGAUAUAUAGAGUCUCUCUCUAACAGAUUCUCUUUGUUCUCAUUGAAGGAUCACAACAAUCUUUCAAGCCUCACAAUGGAUUCUGUGGGAAAAAGUUUGAGAAACGAUGUUGUAAUAGGGGUUUCAAACAUAAGACUGACCAGACUUGUAAUGAAGUUUGUGAGAGUUGUGCUCAGAGAUGCUGAAGUAAUUUUUUAUUAUUGUUCCUAGAAAACUUGAUCCAAUUAGAUUUUUGUUCUGUGCAGACAUUUCAUACAUAUGUUAAACACACAAUGAAGGCAUCUCAUGUUCAUAUUAUAAAUAAAUAUCUGUAUAGGUCUUGCAUCUAACAGUUGUCUGUCACACUUCCAAGUGUCAGGCUCAAAAACGUAUAACAUGUACCUGAUGAAUUGAUUAAUUGAAAUACAAUUUUCAUGAACCAUCAACAAAUCAUCACUGAAGUUUUGAACAUACCAACAGAUAAAUGGGAGGCAGGAUCAAUAACUAUCUGAUCCCUUUCAUCAGAGCUUGUCAAUAAAUUUUUGUUCUAUGAAAAUAAAAGGUAUCUAUUUAAAUUUGUUAAAUCAGCAAACCAUCAAUCUGUCUGUUUUUGGGUCACUAGUAUGGUUGGAAUAUAGGGCAGUUGUAGCAAGCUGGCUUUGGAUUUGCCAAAGUGGAAGCUUUCAUUUCUUACAUUGUAGAAGGAGCAGAAUUGCCAUUGAUUGAACAAGACCUUUUGAACUUCAGUUAAGUUUCCUGUUUUAGUUUCCAGACUUAGAAGAUAUGUCAUCUUUCCAAGAGAGAUUGUGUGGUUUGAGUAUAUUAAAUAUAACAGAUUAAAAAAAUAUUUUCUUUGUAAACAAAAACUUAAAUGUACAAGCUGCAAAUGAGAAAACUGUGAAAUCAAGUGUUAAAAUCAAAGAUUAUGUUUUUUCAGUACAUUUCCCUUAUCUUGAAGUUUACUGUAAUUCUACCUCUCCAGCCAAAAAUAAAUCUAAUUCUUUCAAUACCAUUAUCCCUUCAGUGAUCUUUACAUUCAUCAACGGGGAUUUCAAAGGUUUUGCUGAUGGGAAAUAAAAGGCAAGUUUGCAAGAGAGGGGGUAGUUGAUCAUUUGGAGGAAGAACGGAGAAUGAUGCACCCAUCACCUAUCUGACACCAUGGCAUUUUUCCGAGAGCAGGGAAAGUGUCAGAGGAUUCUUAUGCCCAUAGGCGAAUUGUUUCACAAGCAGCCGAUUAAGGACCUCUUAUUCCUGGCACAGGUAUUUUACUGGUGACUGGUGUGCUAUCCACUGCAUGUGGAGAACAUGAUCCUGUGAUCUUAGAGGAAGAGCACUUCUAAUUGAGCACACAAAAUGGACCGUCAUCAUUUAAAUAUCUGAUGGAAGCUUAUUGACCUCUUAAUUGGCAUAAACACUGGUUGACCACCCCAAAACAGUGAUGACAGUGUUGCCCUCAUGUUGGAACAGAAGCAAAUUGACACAUUUCUGGUCAUUGUCUGUUCUAGGUUGUGUUUUUCUCAGUUUGGUAUUCAUGAAGUUAGCAGUACAUUCCUGUGACAACUCUUUCAUAGAGCAAUCACAUCUGUUUCAACUACCCGACUUUUUGUCUCUCACUGCCAGUUCCCAAACCUCAUCUAUGUACUUAAUUCCCUUUAGAAAUUAGAUAUGAAAUCAGUUUCUACCACCCAUCCAGGUAGAUCUUUUUCAGAUCCAGUUCUCCCCCCUAGAUCUUUUGUCAAUGAUUUUGAAUCUCUGACCUCUGGUACUGGCUCGGGUGCUAGAGAGUUUUGUUUUAUAGCCCGUAUAUCAAAACUCUCAAUCUUGAAAUUUCUUAACCUUUAGUUUUCCGGCUUCUGCUCAAAGUGAAGUCUGCUCUCCCUGGUUACAUCCUAUAAAAAUAUCCAUUAAACCUUUACAAAGGACCUUACAUCUCAAAGUGUGACACACAAAUUGUCCACAUGCUCUGUCUGAGGCAUUGAUUUAUAUAGUGCUAGUAUGAUCACUUCGCUUCUAUAUUCCAUUCCUCAUUUUAUGAACUCAAGUAACCUAUAUGCCUCUUUAACUUGAUCUGGCUUCUAAGAUCUCUGCUCAUUAGUGGCUUUCAAAGUAUUGCCAUUGCCAUUUCCUGCUCUUUUACAUUAAUCCCUCAAAAUUCUUUGCAUCAAACUCUAUAUACCAUCUUUCUCUCCAUUUUAUCACAUUAGCGGAUACAUCUAGGCAAUUAAAGGUGUACAGAAAACAAGUCUGAUUCACUUUCACUCUAAAUCUUUGCCUUUACAUCUUCAAAUGGUCUAAUUCAAAUCUGUUUUUGAGCUGUCAUCCUUGUUAAGUGUUAUCACAUCGUUGUUUAUAAGCUGGUCACUUUUUGCUUAUAUUUUAAGUUGGAAUGGAUGAGAAAAAUAUAGUUAUCUUGUAAAGUUUGUAAUGCUUUCUGCCUUUUUUUAUGUCGCAUAUGCUAUUGAUGGGGCUAAGUUUCCCAACUCAGUCAGAAACCAAGAUAAUAUCCAAAGGGUAUAUUUCUGUGGCAAGUGGUUCACCUGCUGACACUCCAGAACCUUUUUACAUCUACAAAAUACAAGUCACAAUGUGAUAGACUGCGUGAGUGAUAACAGGAACUGCAGAUGCUGGAGAAUCCAAGAUAACAAAGUGUGA